This is a messenger RNA of Ciona intestinalis (vase tunicate), 2074 nucleotides long. NCBI's taxonomy places the organism in Eukaryota, Metazoa, Chordata, Ascidiacea, Phlebobranchia, Cionidae. The record is from RefSeq and is a predicted model, not a curated record.
AAAAAAUUUAAAACAAAUAAAAUAUUUUUUGCAGGGUCUUGGUUUUAUGUACGGCAGUGGAAUUGGUUUGACUUCUAGCCAAUCCAAAGCUCUCAUCUACCUCACGUUUUCAGCACUUGGAGGCGACGCAAUGGGGCGAAUGAUGCUCGGUUACCGAUACUGGGCCGGAAUUGGAGUUUCUAAAAAUUGCGAAACUGCUUUAACUUAUUAUAAAAAAGUAGCUGAAGAAGUUGCUUCAAAAGUAACAUUAGCUGGCGGGCCGAUGGUUAGUAGGGUUCGACUGAUUGAUGAAGAAGAGAACCCUAGCACCACUAGUGGCAGAGUUGACGAUGAUUUAAUACAAUAUUACCAAUUUCUUGCCGACAAAGGAGACGCACCUGCUCAGGUUACACUGGGCCAGCUUUACUACCAAGGUGGGCGAGGAUUUGAACAAAACUCGAGAAAAGCUUACGAAUACUUCAGUAAAGCUGCUGAAGCCAGUAAUGCUAAUGGUCAAGCUUAUCUGGGAAAAAUGUUUGCAGAGGGUUCGGAGAGCAUUCGACAAAAUAAUCAAACGGCAUUGAAAUAUUAUAAAAUGGCAGCAGACCAGGGCAACCCAAUAGGACAAGCAGGGUUAGGUCUCAUGUACUUCUAUGGGAAAGGGGUUCUAGUUGAUCAUGAAAAGGCUCUUAUGCAUUUCAAAUCAUCUGCAGACCAGGGGUGGCCAGAAGGCCAACUUCACCUGGGAAACAUGUAUUUUCAUGGACACGGUGUAAAAAGGGAUUAUAGCAAGGCUGUCCAGCUGUUCAACCUUGCUGCACAGAAUGGUCACUUGUUGGCGCUAUACCACCUCGGCCGAAUGCACGCCACUGGUGUUGGUGCUGUGCGCUCAUGCAGAACUGCUGUUGAGCUUUAUAAGAAUGUGUGUGAGCGUGGAAGAUGGGCCACACAGUUUGAUUCGGCAUACUCGCAGUACAAAGCUGGCAAGACCAAUUCUGCACUAGCCAUUUAUAUGAUGUUGGCUGAGCUUGGAUAUGAAGUAGCACAGAGUAAUGUUGCUCAUAUACUUGACCAAGGUUUGUCAACUCUUGUGUUAAACCAAACAUAUGCAAGAGCAUUGCUACAGUGGGACAGAGCUGCUUCACAAGGUUACGCCAUUGCCCGUAUUAAACUUGGUGAUUAUUAUUACUAUGGUAAAGGUACUGAGAUUGAUUAUGAAGCAGCUGCUGGUCAUUAUAAAAUCGCAAGUGCUGAUAAGAACGCACAAGCAACUUUCAACCUUGGUUACAUGCAUGAGAGAGGGUUGGGUCUUAAACAAGAUAUCCACUUGGCCAAGCGACAUUACGAUCAAGCUGCUGUUAACAGCCCUGAUGCCGCUGUUCCCGUGACCAUGGCAUUGAUUAAAAUAGGAUUUCUAUACGCUCUUGAGUUUAUACAGAAUCAACGUUGGAUUUCCGUUGUUGGCAAGUCUUCAUAUUUUCCUCAAGUUACUGAAAACUGGGACGUUUAUCUUAUUCUAAUACUCGCAUUCAUGCUUGCUUUUACCGUCGCCUUCCGACGUCAUCACAGGUGACGUCAUGAUGAUGACGUCAACAACGGUUAACUGUGCCGCUCUCUUAUAUAUAGGGAUUACAUUUAUAUAUAGGGUGUAACUUUUUCGUAUUUGUGUUGAGCUAUACUGACCUUACCACACGGCCUACUAGAGAUAUGUCUUUAUUUGGCCGUGGUGCGCAUUACUGUAUAGUAGGUUGGGGUAAGAUGGGACACCUUUUAUUCCAUUUCUCGUCCCAUUUAGUAGUAAACAAAGAAUGUUCAAAGAAUUAUAUAAAACUAUAUCUUCACGACUUAAAUAGACCGUUGUUAAUUGUUUAUAACACGAUCCGGAUGUUUGGAUAUUAUGUUUUAUAGGUGUUCCAUUUUACCCCACUGUAUAGCUCUUAGUUGAGCCGGAAGUGACGAGUCUUUUAUUGUUUCACCAAUUUUCUUGCUGGGUGGGAGACGAUUCAAUGCUUACAAUUUUAUUUUCUUUAUUCGGGGAUCUUAAGGUUAUUACUAUAGUGCAAUGAGCAUGAAAUAAAUUGUUUUUUACUUCAAA